Syzygium oleosum is the source of this 594-nucleotide messenger RNA. RefSeq names its product transmembrane emp24 domain-containing protein p24beta2-like. Gene Ontology annotation, cellular component: COPII-coated ER to Golgi transport vesicle; endoplasmic reticulum; endoplasmic reticulum-Golgi intermediate compartment. The record is from RefSeq and is a predicted model, not a curated record. The transcript is spliced from 4 exons. NCBI's taxonomy places the organism in Eukaryota, Viridiplantae, Streptophyta, Magnoliopsida, Myrtales, Myrtaceae. Gene Ontology annotation, biological process: Golgi organization; endoplasmic reticulum to Golgi vesicle-mediated transport; intracellular protein transport. The annotation marks the transcript as partial.
CGAAAAUUUUUGGGUCGGGUCGUGUUCGAUCGGGUUCUUUUGACAGCCCUACCUUUUGUGUUGAUCAAAUCUGAUUAUGCUUGGCAUUACAGUCAAGAUGGUACUGAUCUUGUGGUGAAAGGACCUUCUGGUAAUCAGAUUCAAGAUUCUCAUGACAAGAUCAGUGAGAAAUUUGAGUUUAUGGCUCACCAUAAGGGUGUUCAUCCGUUUUGCUUUACCAACAAGUCUCCUUAUCAUGAAACCAUCGACUUUGAUGUACAUGUUGGCCUUUUUGCAUACUACGAUCAGCAUGCAAAGGACGAGCAUAUCAACCCCUCGUUGGAACAGAUAGGGAAGUUGGAGGAGGCUCUCUACAACAUUCAGUUUGAGCAGCAUUGGCUGGAGGCUCAGACUGAGCGUCAAGCAAUUGUGAAUGACACAAUGAGCAGAAGGGCAGUCCAUAAGGCUUUCUUCGAGUCAGCAGCACUUUUUGGGGCAAGUGUUCUCCAAGUUUACCUUCUCCGCCGCCUUUUUGAGAGGAAGCUCGGUAUCUCUCGAGUUUAACUUUGAUACUGUCAGAUGACGCCUAAUUAAUCAUAGAGUUUGGCUACCAAC